ACCACUUUUUAACAUCCACCAUGAAGCUACCGAUGUACAUUGGCCAAAUCAACCAAGCCCUUCAUACACAGAAUGCUUACAAGCUCUCAAGUUACAUUGAGGUUUUUGGCAAGCAUACAGAGAAGAUGCUUCUUGAUAGCCCUGAAUCUAAUCGAGAUGUAGAACGCAACUGUCAUGAUCGCUUGGAACAGCCUUGGUCCGACAUCAUCUUUCAUCAUAUCAUGGCGGGGCGAGCUAUUUCAAAGGGAGAUUUUAUUGAGGCGUAUGAGGCACAAAACACGGCGCUUGCAGCCUUCUUACGGGACUUUCAGAAGACGACCAACUGGUCAUUGGAGGCUCUUUUUACGAUUAACAAGGAUCUUUGCAAACUCGCCGUUGAGGCAGAUAAGCAAUUAGAACAAAGAGGAGAGGCACCUGUCAGUCUGGAGGAUUGUGCUCGUAUGGUCAACAAAUCAUUUACAUCGUGUAUUACAGACCGAUCACCAAUUCAAUCUUCUAAAAAAUGGGGAACAUAUAACAUAGCAUGUAUUCUUUUCAGAACCUACUUCAAACUGAAAUCGCACAAUUUGUGUAAAAACAUCAUUCGUGCGAUUCAAGUAGCAGAACUUCCAGAGUUGAGUCAGUUUCCUAUGGCACAUCAAGUAACAAUGCGUUAUUACACCGGUGUCCUAUCAUCAUUUGAUGCGGAUUUUACAAAGGCCGAAGCAGAUCUACAGUUUGCAUUUGAUCGGACACCACCAAAGUUUCAUAAACAUCGACGUUUAAUUCUGAAUUAUUUGAUCCCAGCAAGACUCUUGCGUGGAUCUUUACCUUCAGCAAGCUUACUACGUGAGUUUCCAGAACUGGACUCUCUUUAUGGACCUUUGAUACAUGCAAUCAAAACUGGGAACGUGCAGCUGUUUGAUGAAGGCUUGAGCCAAGCAGCAGGACGAUUCAUGGUCAUGGGUACCUAUCUCACUGUGGAGAUGUCAAGAGGCCUGGUGAUGCGGACCUUAUUCAAGAAAGUAUACAAGACGACGGGUGGAACGAGUAGAGUAAGUAUUUCAGCGUUCCAGACGGCAUUGGCUUUUGUUGGUGUAACGGCGGACCUGGACGAAGUCGAAUGCAUGAUCGCUAAUAUGAUCUACAAGAAUUACAUCCGAGGGUACCUUUCACAAGAAAAAAGAAUUCUUGUGUUGAGUAAAGGAAAUCCUUUCCCAAGCAUCAGUUCCAUUCAACCGGUCUAGUACAGAACUCAUACUUUAUCAAUUAAACUUUGUCCGCGUAAAAAUCAUG
Molecule: messenger RNA, 1275 nt
Organism: Lobosporangium transversale
Lineage: Eukaryota; Fungi; Mortierellomycota; Mortierellomycetes; Mortierellales; Mortierellaceae
Exons: 9
Coding region: 21-1226 (401 amino acids)
Biological process (GO): transcription elongation by RNA polymerase II; post-transcriptional tethering of RNA polymerase II gene DNA at nuclear periphery; poly(A)+ mRNA export from nucleus
Cellular component (GO): transcription export complex 2
Molecular function (GO): RNA binding; double-stranded DNA binding
Source: RefSeq, a predicted model, not a curated record